AUGUUGGAGGCCUUUCACACGAUCAAGGGAGCUCUGGUGAGUGCUCCAAUUGUCCAACCUCCUGACUGGAACCUUCCGUUCGAGGUGAUGACAGAUGCUAGUGACUAUGCUGUCGGAGCGGUUCUGGGCCAGAGAAAGGAGAAGAAGCUGCACGUGAUCUACUACGCCAGUCGCACACUUGAUGAAGCUCAGUGCAAGUACGCUACGACUGAGAAGGAACUAUUGGCGGUGGUGUUUGCAUUUGAGAAGUUUCGGUCCUAUCUUGUUGGAUCGAAGGUGAUUGUCCACACUGAUCACGCUGCCUUGAAGUACUUGCUGACGAAGAAGGAUGCGAAGCCGAGACUCUUGAGAUGGAUUCUUUUGCUUCAGGAGUUCGAUCUGGAGAUCAAGGAUAAGAAAGGGAUUGACAAUGGUGUAGCUGAUCACCUGUCAAGGAUGAAGAUCGAUGAUGACGUUCCUCUAGACGACACUUACCUGAUGAGCACGUCUACGCUGUUGAGGAGAUGUGUAGCUGAUGAGGAGAUACCUGGGAUCUUGUUCCACUGUCAUAGCUCGUCUUAUGCUGGACACUUCGCCACGUACAAGACUGUAUCCAAGGCGCUGCAAGCUGGCUACUGGUGGCCCACCAUGUUCCGAGAUGCUCACAGAUUCGUGUCUAAGUGUGAUGUGUGCCAGAGACAGGGGAACAUCAGUAAGAGAAACGAGAUGCCACAGAACUUCAUUCUGGAAGUAGAGGUUUUCGACGUGUGGGGAGUUGACUUCAUGGGACCCUUCCCAUCUUCCUAUGGAAACCUGUACAUUUUGGUGGCUGUCGACUAUGUAUCUAAGUGGGUAGAGGCUUUGGCCAGUCCCACUAAUGAUGCAAAGGUCGUGAUGAAGAUGUUCAAGUCGGUGAUCUUCCCUCGAUUUGGUGUGCCGAGAGUUGUUAUCAGUGAUGGAGGUUCCCAUUUCAUCAAUAGGACCUUCGAUAAUAUGUUGAAGAGGCACGGGGUGAAGCACAAGGUGGCGACUCCUUAUCAUCCCCAGACGAGUGGCCAAGUCGAGCUAUCUAACAGAGAGAUCAAGAACAUCCUUCAGAAGACUGCAGGCACGACUGGGAAGGACUGGGCUGCAAAGUUGGAUGAUGCACUCUGGGCCUAUCGAACUGCCUACAAGACUCCUCUUGGUACGACACCGUUCAACUUGGUCUAUGGCAAGGCUUGUCACCUGCCUGUGGAGUUAGAGUACAAGGCUGCGUGGGCAGUGAAGCAGAUGAACUAUGACAUGAAGUCUGCGGCAGAGAGGAGGAACAUGCAGUUGGUCGAGCUUGACGAGAUUAGGCACCUGGCCUAUGACAGUUCGAAGAUCUACAAGGAGCGGACUAAAGCUUACCAUGACAAGAAGAUCCUGAAAAGGAACUUCUCCCAAGGAGAUCAAGUCCUGCUGUUUAACUCCAGGCUGAAGUUGUUUCCUGGAAAGCUGAAAUCAAGGUGGUCUGGGCCCUUCGUUAUCAAGGAAGUCAGACCAUAUGGAGCUUUUGAGCUAUGGGACAAGUCUGGUGGACACUUCGUGGUGAACGGUCAACGCCUCAAGCCAUACCUUGCUGAUACCGACAUCACAGAGAGGGAAUCUAUUCCUCUCAGUGAUCCAUCUCCUGCCUGA
Molecule: messenger RNA, 1641 nt
Organism: Microthlaspi erraticum
Lineage: Eukaryota; Viridiplantae; Streptophyta; Magnoliopsida; Brassicales; Brassicaceae
Source: the annotation of a GenBank genome assembly